GCUGAAGUGCAAGAUGCCUUCAUGACAUACACAGUGUAUGAUGACAUCAUCACCCUUAAGCUCAUUCAAGAGGCCUGCAAGGUUCUGGGUGUCUCCAUGGAAGCCAUUUUGAAACUAUUUGGAGAAUACUUCUUUGAAUUCUGUAAGAAGUCUGGCUAUGACAGGAUGUUACGGACAUUGGGAGGAAAUCUCACAGAGUUUAUUGAAAACCUAGAUGCCCUCCACAGUUACCUCGCACUCUCUUAUAAGGAAAUGAAUGCACCAUCAUUUCGUCUGGAGAGAGGAGCAGACAGGAAAAUGCUUCUCCAUUAUUACUCUGAUAGAAGCGGUCUGUGCCACAUUGUACCAGGUAUCAUUGAGGCUGUGGCCAAGGACUUCUUCAACAUGGAUGUGGCCAUGGAUAUCCUCGACAUGAAUAAGGAAGUGGAGAGGACAGGGAAGAAGGAGCAUGUUGUGUUUCUGAUUGUGCAGAAGUCUCACAGACAGAUAAGAAAGGCAAAGCUUAAUAGGUUACAAGACAGUCAGGACACCCGGAGAGACGAAGAGCUCAGGGUCAAGCAAGCUGGAGUGAAUAUUCAGAAGUAUGUCCCAGGACUCCAAAACCAGAAUAUUCAAUUAGAUGAGUAUUUCUCCAUCAUUCAUCCCCAAGUUACCUUCAACAUUUUCAGCAUCUGCAAAUUUAUCAACAGUCAAUUUGUCUUGAAGACACGGAGAGAAAGGAUGCCUGGAGCAUGGAAACAUCAACCCACGCUCAAACUCCGAGGCCAGAUGAUCUGGAUGGAGUCUAUGCGCUGCAUGAUAUACCUGUGCUCCCCCAAGCUCCGCAGCCUGCAAGAGCUGGAGGAGCUUCAGAUGCAUCUUUCAGACCUCGCCCCCCACGACACCACCAGGGAUCUCAUCCUGCUGAACCAGCAGCGACUGGCUGAGAUGGAGCUGUCCACCCAGCUGGAGAGGAAGAAGGAGGAGCUGCGGGUUCUUUCCAAGCACUUGGCCGUAGAAAAGAAGAAGACAGAGACCUUGCUUUAUGCCAUGCUGCCUGAGCAUGUGGCCAACCAGCUGAAGGAAGGCAAAAAGGUGGCUGCAGGAGAAUUUAAAACCUGCACAAUCCUUUUUAGCGAUGUGGUGACAUUUACUAACAUCUGUGCUGCCUGUGAACCUAUCAAAAUAGUGAAUAUGCUGAAUUCCAUGUACUCCAGGUUUGACAGAUUAACCAGUGUCCAUGAGGUCUACAAAGUGGAAACAAUAGGAGAUGCUUAUAUGGUGGUAGGGGGUGUACCAGUGCCUGUUGGAAGCCAUGCUCAAAGAGUGGCUAAUUUUGCCUUGGGGAUGAGAAUUUCUGCAAAAGAAGUGAUGAAUCCUGUUACUGGAGAGCCCAUCCAGAUCAGAGUGGGGAUUCAUACUGGACCAGUCUUGGCAGGUGUUGUGGGGGACAAAAUGCCCCGAUACUGCUUAUUUGGUGACACUGUGAACACAGCUUCUAGGAUGGAAAGUCAUGGGCUUCCUGAGAAAGUGCACCUGAGCCCCACAGCCUACAGGGCCCUGGAAAAUCAAGGGUUUGAAAUAAUUGAGAGGGGUGAAAUCGAAGUGAAAGGGAAAGGAAAAAUGACCACGUACUUUCUGAUCCAGAAUUUGAAUGCCUCCGAGGAUGAGAUAAUGGGGAGGCCUCAAACUGUGCUUGAUCACAAAGGUAAGCAAAAAAGAGAAGCCUCGUCAUGA
Hipposideros armiger (great roundleaf bat) is the source of this 1716-nucleotide messenger RNA. Its product is annotated as guanylate cyclase soluble subunit beta-2-like. The record is from RefSeq and is a predicted model, not a curated record. Gene Ontology annotation, cellular component: guanylate cyclase complex, soluble. Bases 22 to 1716 code for a protein of 564 amino acids. The transcript is spliced from 10 exons. Lineage: Eukaryota; Metazoa; Chordata; Mammalia; Chiroptera; Hipposideridae. Gene Ontology annotation, biological process: response to oxygen levels; cGMP biosynthetic process. Gene Ontology annotation, molecular function: heme binding; guanylate cyclase activity.